GGACUGGGCAAAACUGAAAUAUCUGGGUGACGACAUUGAAGGAUUCAAAGCCCUACUGGCUGGAUACAAGUCUACAAUCACUAUCGCUCUUUGUGAUGCGAACUUCUACGGUCACAGCUAAAGCAAUCGACGAAUAUCAAGAGCUAAUAGAAAACACCGCGUCGGAUCUCGAAGAUAGCCUACAAAGGAUCAACGACAAGCUACAAGCUCUUGUUGAUGGUGGUUCAAGCUGUGGUCAGACGAACUUCGACCAACAAGCAAUCCAGCUCGAGCGCGAUAGCAUACAGAGAUGUCUCGAUAUAUGCGCUGGGAUGUCGUCGCAUAUUGAAAAAGGGCAGUCCACUAUGUCACAGAGCAUGCUCACAUUCCCAGAAGAGUAUGGCAGUCCAAUCGACGUUGACAGCUCUGCCAGCUCAGCCCGACGAGCUACAAUCACCGUCCUAGAUGAUUGUAAGGAGAGACUUACCUUUACGUCGUCGCAGCUUAGAGUGCAUCUUAUGGAUGCUCUUCGCCGUUUAAACGCUUUCCAGGGGCAGACCUUUGUCUAUCCAGACUCCAACGAACAAAACAAAUUGCGAGAGGAAAUCGACAGCAUUAAACGGAGCUUAGCAGUUUGCGCUAAAGCUUUUGAAGACGGAGCGAGUCAACAUGUUCGAUGA
Molecule: messenger RNA, 659 nt
Organism: Bipolaris maydis ATCC 48331
Lineage: Eukaryota; Fungi; Ascomycota; Dothideomycetes; Pleosporales; Pleosporaceae
Source: RefSeq, a predicted model, not a curated record